Ricinus communis (castor bean) is the source of this 1734-nucleotide messenger RNA. RefSeq lists its product as uncharacterized. NCBI's taxonomy places the organism in Eukaryota, Viridiplantae, Streptophyta, Magnoliopsida, Malpighiales, Euphorbiaceae. The transcript has 4 exons. The record is from RefSeq and is a predicted model, not a curated record. Bases 397 to 1557 code for a protein of 386 amino acids.
AAUGAUAGAGUCGAUAAAUAUUAUUAAUCAAUAUCGCCAUCAAUGCCAAAUUCGUCUUCUUCGUUAAUACUUUAUUCCAUGAUUUGACCUUCAUGAGUUGUCACCUGUAACUAUCAUCUACCAAGAACUCAGUUUAACCCAAUCUUUGUCUCCUAGCAAAUCAAGAGUGCAAGCUGAAUGGUAAAAUCAAGAAAGAAAGAACUACAGCUGUACUUGAACAGUAACAUUAGCUUGCAAACAAACUUUUCUCCAUUAUACAAGCUGCACCUAUCUUGGUUCUAGCACAUCAAACACAUACUUUCUUGGAUAUAGGAGCCCUAAGAUCUUCACUUGGAAAGUGAAUUACAGCAAACUGGCAAAGACCCACUUCAGGAUUUGUGCAGAAAUUUAGUGGGUAUGAGAAAGAAUCUAAAUUCUUCACUUAGUUUAGGUACAUUUCCAAGUCCAGGAGCAGGUAACUUUCAAGAAAAAGGAUGGUGCUCAGAAAGAGUACCGCAUCCAUCAGGAAGCAGCAGGAGGCAUAUAAGUGCCUUGACGCCUUUCUAUAGUGGCAGAACAAUGCCUUCUAAAUGGGAAGACGCAGAAAGAUGGAUUUGUAGUCCAGUUCUGGGCUAUGGUGUCACUAAGUAUUCACAGUGUCUACAUCAUCAAAGGCGUCCAAAAUCUAAAAGUGGACCAAUUGUGUCUCCUGGGAUUGCUUACUACUCGAAUUGUUCACCUUCAAUGCAGGUUGUUGACAGUAGCUCUGUAAGAAAUUUCAUUGCUAAUUCUCCGUUUUCGACUGGGGUUUUGAUGCCUAAGGGAUUAGUUCCUCAUUAUAACGGAGGUGGGAUUGGUGGGCAAACUAUUGUGGCACGUUCGGUUAGUGGACCUGGUUGGUCAGAUUUGCCCAGUGAGAGUUCAUCACCCAGUUCUCAAGACGAGAAAGUUGAUGGCAUCAAUGAUGCAGAAAAUACAGUCACUCGCGUGAUUUCAAGGAGAGAUAUGGCAACACAAAUGAGCCCUGAGGGUAGCACCUGCUCAUCACCUAGAGAAAGGUCCUCCUCUCCUCCCUCUAUCCCUCCCGUAGAACAAAGUGACCAUCCUGCUAAAUUGGAAAUCAGGGAAGUGCAGGUAGAUAAAAGAGCCACCCUGGUUAGCAGGACCACAAGGCAUGGUUCUCGCAGAAGUAAGAAAGGAUUGCCAGAUGUUCAGGACAUUAAUCAAAAUGCUUCAGACUCUCGCAUCUCAUUAUGGAACGUUUCAGAGGCAUCAUCAGAAUUUUCCAAAUUGCAAAGAGAGGAAGCCAAGAUAACAGCAUGGGAGAACUUGCAGAAGGCAAAAGCAGAGGCGGCAAUACGAAAGCUUGAGAUGAAACUGGAAAAGAAAAGAUCAUUAUCGAUGGACAAGAUUCUGAACAAGUUAAGAACGGCUCAGAUCAAAGCUCAGGAAAUGAGAAGCUCAAUACCAACCACACAGGAUCCUCAAACGCCCAAGAUAUCUCACAAAGCCUCAUUCUUUCAUAGGCAUACUCGGUUAACUUCAGUGAGCAGUUGCUUUACUUGCCGUGCUCCCUAAUUCUUUCUGUAAUGUGUCGCACUGUGAUCCAAUUUUGUAUGUCUGCUGUUUCUAGGCUCCAUUAUUUAGUUGCAGUUUAGAAAUUUUUUGUAUUAUCAGGUAGUUAACAAAUGGAUCACCAUGUAAAUUAUGAGAUCUAAUAAAUCAAACAAGUAUAUAAAGCAUCACUUGGGAACA